AUGGGAGGUAACAUAGCUAGGAAGACUGCAGCAGAGCUGAAGGAGAUAUUCAAGACCUUAGCCAAGAGCUCACAACAGAAAUCGGUCCGUGGGAAAAGAGUUGAGGCCAGCUCUGUGACGCAACAGUUUGAGCUGCAGAAGCAAGUAGCUGAUCUUGUGAGACAAGUGGAGCAUCUUAAGAUGGGUAAGAUGGACACACCUCCCGUCCCGGUGCAGAAUUCAGCUAUGCAGCAUGCAGCGCUGCCAAAUGUUGAGCCUUGUGGAAUAUGUGGAGAUUUCAGCCAUGGAGCUAAUGAGUGUCACAGAAUGGGCGAGUUCACUCCGGAGGGUCAAGCUGAAGUCUAUGCGGCACAAGGAUUUCAAGGCUACAAUCAAGGGCCAAGCAGACCUGGCUUCGUGCAAAACUACAAUCAAGGGCAGAGCAGACCACAGAAUUAUAAUCAAGGGCAGAACGGCAAUAAUGGAUGGAGAGGACAGCAGCCCUAUGCACCGCAGCAAAAUUUUUCCCAACAAUAUCCACCGAGGUAUCAACAGCAAGGGAAUUUUCAGCCUGCGCAGCAACACGCUCAGCCCCAGAAGUCAUCACUUGAAGAUACGUUGCAACAGCAGCAGCAGCCGGGAAAAUUUCAUGGUCAACCUCUGCAAACUCACCAAGCUUUAGCUAUCACUGCUCUCGAAGAGCAGACUUGGAUACCGGAACAAGCAUGGAUUCCAGAGAAGACCAGGAUACCAGAGCUGACGUGGAUGCCUGAACCAACCACGGUACUAGAGCAGAAGAAGGUAACCGCGCUGCCCAGCCCAGCCUUACCGAGUGCCGCGCUGCCCAGCCCAGCUUUGUCGAAUGCAGCACUGCAGAGUCCAAUGCAGCCGAGCUCUCCUCUGCCAGAGUCAGAGCAGCCGAGAUCCCCUCUGCCAGAGUCAGAGCAGCCGAGCUCUCCUCUGCCAGAGUCAGAGCAACCUUCAGCACUGCAGAAUCUAACACUUCAGAAUCCAGCUAUGCAGGAGCCAGCUAUACCAAGUCUAGCUCUGCAGCAUCCUGCCAUGCGUAGUUCAGCUAUGCAAAAUCCGGCCCCGCAGAGUGCAGCCUUGCCAAGGGCAGCAUUGCAAUGGUCAGUCAUGCCAAAUCCAGUUCUGCAAAACUAUGGCAUGAGAAAGGCACCUAAGCUGAUAAGGACGCCAGAGCUAAGCAGAGCACAGGAGCUGAGACGAGCGCCAGAGUUGAUAAGGCGGCCAGAGCUAACUCUCCACAAGUCCACUACGCCGUAUCGACCACCGAAAAUUUCUGACCAUGUGGAAGAAGUGGGAAAUUUCAGCGCUAACAGUCUUCUGCCAGCUCUAUCCAGCACUCCAGCUCUGACGAGCCCAGCUCUGACUACUCCGCCAACUAUGACGAAGGACACUAGCGCUGCACAUCUUUUGCCAGUUCUGACGAGCCCAGCGCUGCCCAUCCAGCCUGCUGUGAUGAGCACUGGUCCGGACGAAGAAAAGGAGACGCCGAUUCUCAGAUCGGUAGCGCUGUCCCAGAAUAAAGAAGGUGUGUUGCCAAAGGACGUGUUUGACCCUGGUGUCGCCAGUCUAAGGAGAAUUUCAGAGGAGAGGGUCAUCGCAUGA
Salvia miltiorrhiza (redroot sage) is the source of this 1611-nucleotide messenger RNA. RefSeq lists its product as uncharacterized. The transcript has 4 exons. The coding region runs from base 1 to 1611 and encodes 536 amino acids. NCBI's taxonomy places the organism in Eukaryota, Viridiplantae, Streptophyta, Magnoliopsida, Lamiales, Lamiaceae. The record is from RefSeq and is a predicted model, not a curated record.